ACCAUUCCUCAAAAAAAAAAAGGGGACCAAACUCAAACUAGGCUUUUAAAAGGGACGGGCCCAAAGAUGAACACCUCUUAAUUAUAUAAACUGCUGCGAGCCAUGAGCAGAGAGUGACAGAGACAAAAUAAACAACGUGAAUCACGCAGGUCUGACUGUGUAACCCCCGCGUUAGCCUGCUGAGGCUGUUUUCGUUCCCAAAACCAAAAUCUAUCUUUGCUCUCUCUCUCUCUCUCUCUACGUUUUGAAGUUUUCAGAUUCUUGCUCUUUGAUCUUUUCCUAAUUCUUAAAGGAAAAGAAAGCAAAUAACAAAGUUAAAAAAAAAACCCUAAUUUGAUACCAAAAUCAAUUACAUAUUAAUCCCUAUAUAUCGAAAUUCAACAAUUUCCCUCGCUUUCAACGGCCCUACUUCAACCAACCAAUCAAACCAAUAGAUCGAUCUUAAACCCUUCAAUUUAAUCAAAUAAUUUGGGUAUUUUUGGUGUUAAUUUUUUAAUGGAUUCGAGCAGGCGAGCGGUGGAAUCGUACUGGAGAUCGCGGAUGAUCGAUGGGGCAACCUCGGAUGAAGACAAAGUAACGCCCGUUUAUAAGUUAGAAGAGAUCUGUGAGCUCUUGAGAUCGUCGCAUGUUAGUAUUGUUAAAGAGGUCUCCGAGUUUAUCUUGAAACGACUCGAUCACAAAAGCCCUAUCGUUAAACAAAAGGCUUUGAGGCUGAUAAAAUAUGCCGUGGGAAAGUCUGGUGUGGAGUUUAGAAGAGAGAUGCAGAGGAACUCAGUGGCUGUGCGUCAGUUAUUUCAUUUCAAAGGGCAGCCGGAUCCCUUGAAGGGGGAUUCACUUAAUAAGGCUGUGCGGGACACAGCACAUGAAGCUGUUUCAGCUAUAUUUGCAGAGGACAACAAUACUAGUAAGCUUUCUCCUUCAGAUGACCUUAACAAACGAAUACAAGGAUUUGGGAACACAAACUUCGAAAUGCCAUCGGAUGAUAAGAAAUCAUUUCUAAGUGAGAUUGUUGGUAUUGGAAGUGCUUCUAUCAAGCAGGGAAUUAGUAGUUUCGCUCAGGGUCAUUCACUUAGAAAGAAUGAUAAUGGAAGCUACAAAAGUCCUACUCUUCGAAGGUCGUUGACUACAGAAAUUGACCGUUCUGAUAGGUUUGAACCAGUCGAAUUGCCCAAUGACACUCAUGGGGUUCCCAGGAGUACUGCUACUGGACCUUGGGGCCAGGAUUCAAGAGUAUUAAAGACAGAAACAACAAAUGGGGAAUCCAGCUCAAAUUAUUCAGAGACUAAAACUCGUGAAGAGAGAUUGUUGGAAACCAUAGUGACAUCUGGUGGUGUUCGUCUACAACCUACUCGAGAUGCCAUUCAGGCUUUCCUAGUUGAGGCUGCAAAGCUCGAUGCUUUGGCUUUAAGUCAUGCCCUUGAAUCUAAGCUUCUAUCUCCAAUGUGGCAGGUUUGCAUGAAAGCUCUGUGUGUGCUUGAGUCCGUUUUGAGGAAAAAGGAAGAUGCACAUUUCUUAAUCGUGGCUUCUUAUUUUACCGAGAACAAAGAUGUUGUUUUGAAAUGUUCCGAGUCUCCCCAAACUUCCAUCAGAGAAAAGGCUAACAAGGUGUUAAUCCUUUUGAAUGGAGAACUGCCAGGUGGUUUGGCAAGUAAUUCAGAAAAGUAUUUGAAGGCUGAGACCACACCUGUUCAAAUGCCUGACCUGAUCGAUACUGGUGAUCCAGAUGAUUACAAUGGACUAGAUAAUUCCACAAAAAACCAACAUGAUCAAAACACUGCAAAUCUGACUGCAACCUCGCUUAUUGAUGACUUAUUUGGAGAUAGUAUAGAUGCUGGUCUCAGCACGAGGGAACAGAAAAAUGAUGUUGAUCCAUUUGCAGACGUCUCAUUUCACACUGGUGAGGGUAGAGAAAAUGUGGAUGAUCUCUUCUCUGGGAUGACGUUAGAUGACAAGUCAGUUGUCAAUGGUAAUUACAUGGCCACAAAUAAUAAAUCUGAACUAAAUUAUUUCUUUGGAACCAAUUUUGAAACUCCUUUUGAGCCAGCGAAUCAAAAAAAUGCUGUUAAUGAUUUAAUAGCUGGCUUGUCUAUGAAUGAGAACCCAUCUAAUUUGAAGCAGAAAGGAGUCUCUUCUGAGGCACAUCCUGAAAAUAUAUUUACUGAUUUCAACACUCACUCUAGCUAUCAAGCUUCUAAUGAUGUUUUGAGUGGUAUCCUUGGUUCUCAAGCCGCUGGGAUGAAUGCAAAUCCAAUGUUUCCUUUAGGGACCAUGCCCUAUGCCAUUCCUCCUGGAAUAAUGUUGAACCCAACCUUUUCUUCUCAGCCUAUGAAUUAUGGUGCUAUGGGGAGUUUCUUUACACAACAGCAAUUGCUUGCAACGAUGUCUAACUUACAACACUUUGGUGAUCUUAAUGCUCGAAAUGCUGGCAUCAAUCAUGUUUCCAGUGGAUCUAAUGGAGGGUCACCUCUGCCUGAUAUAUUCCAGUCAAAUUUUCCAACUCAAACACCUAAUUCAAUGAUGAACGGUUCAAAGAAAGAAGAUACCAGAGCAUUUGAUUUUAUUUCGGAGCAUCUUGCAGCCUCUCGCGAUCCAAAGAGGAUAGUGUAAGGUAUUGUGCUUGCACGGACCCAAUGUCUUAGAAUCCCCCAGCACUUAUACGAUGGUAAUGUUCUUUUGAAAUAAUGGAGCAGUGAUAUUACAUCUGUCGUUGACCAUUGAAUUGCAUGUAAUAGAAGUGGGGUACAUCUUUAAAUAAAGAAAGAAUAGAUCACAAUCUUUUAAGCUUUGUUUGCACUUGAGAUGAAAGAAAAUUGGGUAAAUGUUGUGCAGUUAGCUGUUUUAGUAUUCUAAGUACUUUUUCUUUUCUUCAAUUUCUUUCUUCCUCUUGUAAUGGAUUUGUAGAGUUUUGUACCUCCAGUUUUUGGCACCUUCUCCACGAGAAAUGCUUGUGUUAAAUGCAAAAGGAUAGCAAAAUGAAUAAAUGUUAGUUCUAG
Durio zibethinus is the source of this 2993-nucleotide messenger RNA. Its product is annotated as protein MODIFIED TRANSPORT TO THE VACUOLE 1-like. The record is from RefSeq and is a predicted model, not a curated record. NCBI's taxonomy places the organism in Eukaryota, Viridiplantae, Streptophyta, Magnoliopsida, Malvales, Malvaceae. Gene Ontology annotation, molecular function: phosphatidylinositol binding; ubiquitin binding. Gene Ontology annotation, cellular component: trans-Golgi network membrane.